Venturia canescens is the source of this 1433-nucleotide messenger RNA. RefSeq lists its product as uncharacterized. The coding region runs from base 549 to 905 and encodes 118 amino acids. NCBI's taxonomy places the organism in Eukaryota, Metazoa, Arthropoda, Insecta, Hymenoptera, Ichneumonidae. The transcript is spliced from 3 exons. The record is from RefSeq and is a predicted model, not a curated record.
ACUGGAGGCAUGUGGUCGUCAGUUUGCUCAGAGAUCUCGAAGCGUUCCAGUCGAAAAUUAAAUCCUCGUUUUUUUCCUUCAAAUUUUAUUUUUAUCUGUAUUUGAAGACUCGACAGUACAAAACCUUUGAAAGGAGGAAAAUUCCACUGAAAAUAAUUUGGAUAAACGGUAGAAAAGAGAAUCAACGAUUUUCAAAUAAUUGAAUGAAAAUCAACGAUAGUGUAACUUUAAAAAAAUCAAAAUAAUUUUUAAAAAAUGUUUAAACGUUGGAAGAAUCUCCGAUGAAACGAUCGUGACAAUAAACUAUAAAAUCGUUCCUCAACGAGAGCUCCCCUGUCAAGUUGCAUCGACAACUGACUCAAUUUCCUUUCAAUUGUUAUUGACUAAAUUUCAUACCGAAAUUAUUAACGUUCCCGUUCGACAAUCUUCGGAAUUGCAGUGAAUUCGAGAAAAUCUUGGGGUAAACAAAUUUUUCCCAAAUUUUCUCCGGACACGUGAGACAAUAAUUGCUUUAAUGCAACGUUACAUCGUUGAGGAAUUUAUUAAACAUGGAUGUUGCGAAGGGGUCUGUCAACAAGAGCAUUGCCACUGCUGCAGAUGACGUUUCGUGGCACACGACCCAAGAGUCUCUAACGCAAGAGGAGGAAGAUGCAAUAAUCUCUCUUACCGUCGUUGCCAUUUGCGUCGUGGUGGCGAUCGUAAUUUUAUUUUCUAUGGGAGUUUUCAUCGAUUGUCGUGAACAGAAAAAAGAUGGGAUGAAGAGAAAAAGACUGAGAUUAAAAAUGCCGCCGUUGUCACGUCGCAAGCAACGAAACGAGGAUGGAAAAUCGCUGGCUUCGGAGAUGUGUCCCAACGGAGAUAGCGAUUUGACUACGAAUCCGUCGAGCCGGGUGGCGACGGUUUAGGAACCGAUUACCUCAACGGAGAUGAAAAGUGUUUUUGUCAAAAUUCCUCCACACUUUUUGGAACGAGCAACUUUUCACACUCAUUAAAAUGUCAGUCAUCUAUUUAUAGGACAAUUUAAGUCUCUGAAGUAAAUAGAGAAAAAUAUUUUUUUUAUCGCUUCGAAUGGAAUUUGAAUUGUAUAAAAAUGGAAGGAAAAGCAGCGACGGAUUAACGCAUUUCUAGCGUAUUAACAAAUACUUGGAACACUCGCGACAAUAUUAUUGCUAAUUUAAUCCGAUACGAAUCUCCAACUGCAGCUGCAUCGUUAUCACGCGAUCGCUGCAAAACGAUCGGUGCAUUGUUUCCUUGGCUCACGUUACCAAAGCAACGUCGUGCAUUUUCAGAUGUCGCGUCUACUUGAUACUGCGUUUCAGGUAUUUUUACGAUAUUCGUAUCGAGUCGUCGAGGAAAAUCGUGCUCAAAACAAUUAAGAUAAUCAUCAGUUUUUACACGAGAAAUAAAGAAAUUUAUAGAGGAUUAUAGAAUGA